CUGAUGUACAAGGUCCCUUCAAUGAAAUACUUUGAUCAAGUUACUCUACACAUAAAAUGCCUCAUGGCUGGCUGGUGUGUUUGAAUGAUCGGUAAAGUGGGGUGUGCUGCUGUGGCAUGCUGCGGUGGUGUACUGCUGCCUCUUUGCCCUACUGAGGACCCUGCGACCAGUGACAUCAUUAAAACAUGUUCCUUCCGUCCGACGCUGUGUGGUGCUACUCCGGCCGAACGUGAACUGCUAGCAAACCAGCAGACAAAAGCAACAAAGUGAACCCCCCUCCGGAUCAAUCAAAUGUGUCAUAUUUAACUGUUUAGGAGCCGAAACCCAGGGAUCACGCGGUUAUACUUCACAGUGAGUAUCGUGAGCGCAUGUUUAAGUCUGAAAAUGGUCCGGGAUCGCUAGGACGUCGUGGUGAGCGCUGGUCUGAUUCGGAUCCCGUGUGGUUCGUGUGUUGCCACGGCUGGGUUCUGCCUCGCCAGGUUAGCUUGUAUGUCCUGUGUGUGGCCUAGCUGGCAGCUAACCAGCUAGCAGUCGUGGUGUGGUCCGAAAUUAAUAAAAAAAAAAUUCCACGAGGUCGCGUUGAUUAAGUUGUUAUAGAGUUUGUAAUGUGUGUAAUAUUUGUGUUACUGAGCCAUGUGACGGAGGAGCCGUACCUCAGUGACGUUUUUGUGUGUUUAUUAGCCUUGCGGCUAACACAGUUAGCAUUGAGAUAGCCUCCGUGGUGUUUACUGAUGAUGUAGCCUAACUGCCACAAAUGUGUCAUUAAAAUGUUUGGUAUAGAUGGGUACCAGGAUUCAAACUAGCUCCCUGAUUUUCGCCUGGUGUUAUACAGCCCACCUGAGCUUGUUUUUAAGUAACCACGGACACGUUGGUGUGUUGUGUGAAUAGUAAAGCUGGUGAGGUUUGGCAUUUUUCUGCUGUCCUCUCGCAUCUUCCUGAAUAGCACUUUAGCCAAACCCGGAAAAACUGGCUGUCAGUGCUGACUUAGGAAAUGGCCUAACAUUACUCUUCUGAAAGUGUCCACGCUCAUGAAAACACGAACAAAUACAGAAUAAAGGAUAUCAUAGGAUGACGUGGUAAGAUCCAUAUGAUCAGAUCAUGAUAAAUGAUUCAUUAUUAGUUUAACCAUUGAUCACGGAUAGCUACGUGCUGGACUGGAUUUGGGUGAUACUUGUGUGGGUUGGCUCAUGUCCACAGAGCUGGAGUGUCUUUGAACGCAUUCUCCUGGUUCCGUGUCUGUAUCAUUCACGCUGUAUGUUACUAUGUAAAGAUUAAAAAACGGGAAGCACCGAUAGUUGUGAUGUUUUUGUAUAUUUGUUUUCUGUUUGAUAUUUUCUUCUGAAUGAUAAAUACAAGAUCUAUCCUUUACGACGUUAUUUUUGAGGACCAAGAACAAGGUGAAUCUUUAUUUAUACUGAACAGACCAACCUUUCCUUGAUUUAACUGUUCGCAAUGCAUCUGUGAAAAAUAUAUAUAUGGUCACAGUAUAGUAGGUCACCUAGUUUAUUAAGCGUGUCCUCUGAUACAGUUGAACACUACUAUUCAUCAUAAGAGGAAGUAGAUUAUGGUUAAGUAUUUUGCUAUAAAACGGGAGUCACUUGGGUCACGGUUAUUACACCUGUGGGGUAAGACUAACAAUUUGUAAUGUAUCUCAUAGUUGAAAAAAUAUGUUUUAAUGUCUUUAUAUGUUAUAGGUAGUAUGUUUUGAAGUGCUGUUGUGUUUGACUGACUGUACUGAACACAAACAAGUGAAUGCAUCUAUGUGUAUUUAAUUAAAUAGACAUAAACGGAAGAAAUUACUUUUAGAUUCCAGUCUAGCAGUUUAAAAUAGCUAAAAAAGAAAAAUAAAAGGUAAAUAUUGGGGUUAAAACGCAGGAAGAAAGUCACUUCGCUUAGGUAGUAUGUUUUGAAGGAUUUGUGAUACAUCGAUAAACGGACACAAAUAUUGGGUUAUGCUAUAUAUUGCUAAACAUGGCUGAUAUUGCUAGCAAUACUAAACAUUACAAUACAAUAUUACCAGUCAAUGACUGUUUAUGAUUUUAUAUGCUUUUAUGAGGGGAUAAGAUGGAUGUGUUAUCACUUCGGAAAGAUACCGGUGAUAUUUACCUUGUGAGAGCCAGUGCUGAUGUGGAGCAGAUUAUGUCAGGAUGCCAAUAAUCAGCCAACCAAUUAUCCUUAACAUACACACACAUUUUCACAAUGGCAGGACAAUUAUUUCAGUAAUACUGUGCUGAAAAUAUUUUCGUAGUCUAUCCACAUAAGUAAUGGAAGUAGUUGUAAAAGAGGGAUCUCUGAAAUUCCAAAUCCUGAAUGCCUCGAGGUGCUGCUGAACCUAUUGCUCCAUCUGCUAAAGUGAGGUGUGAUGAAAACAGCCCAACUAAAGUAUCUUUAUUUACCAUAUUGGAAGUAGGAAUAAUGAUUUUCAGGAAUAUGAAUAGACUGAUUUAUAGGGGAAAAUAAUUUCUUACUAAUUGUAAAAAAAUAUAUACUUUUGUACCAGGACCUGGCUGUAAUGUGGUAGAGCUGCCACAUGAUGGCUGUAGCACACCCUAGAGCUGAGUUCAGUGCAUCAUAAAAGAAGACAAAUGUACUAAUGCUAGAGUCUAGUAAAAUAUAUAGGUUUCCUCUAGGUUUUGAAGAACUUGAAAUAAAUUGGGGACAAGUACAGAUUUAAAUGGGUAAGGCUUACCUCACACAAGUCUACAAUAACUGGCAUCAGGCGCACUAUGAUUAAUCAUUGAGACCUUUGAUUAUUGAAUGGUGUUUUUGCUUGACAUACCCACCCCUUGAUAAAAACUGGGUUCUUUUUAGGCUUACAAAUUAAAAUGAAACAGGGCUGCUUUACACACAGAGUAAAAUUAUGAUAAAUUCAAAUAUUUCAAUUUUUUACACCCCAAGGCUACUUUGUGAGGAAAAACAACAAUGGUCAACAAGGGCAAUGAGAUAAGACUAGAAAUUGGAAAUUUACAGCAAGCAUUUGGACAGAUGGCAUGGCUGCUUUGCAUUUAGAUCAAGUUGAAUCUGUUUUACAAAGUUUAAACAACAUCAAAAUUAAUUCACAAAGCAUGUUUGUCUUCAAGAAUAUAAAAUACUUAUUUCCCCCCUUUUUUCCUCUCUCUGUAGAUUGUGUGUGAAGAAGCAGAACUCCUCCAGGCCUAAAUGGAGAAGGACAUGCAGGAGCGUUGUGUCCCUGACAGCCACACGCUUUACACAACACCUGCUUAAGAGCUGCAGAAUCGAUGACUACCCAUAGCAAAACUGAUCACAGUUGACAACGUAGACCUGUCUAUCCUACAGAAACCUUUGGGCUGCUGCUAUGGAUGGGGAGGAGGAGGUCUCUCACAUGAGUGAGGAUAUGGACAGUGAACCCAAUGGCUCCAUAGAAAACAAAAGAAGAGAGGCGAAAGGGACUUGCCUGAGAAUUGAAGGCCAGGAUGGCUACGUGUUCAAAUCCUACAGCAUUAACCCUCACGAGGCUGCAGAUUCCAACUCAACUGCUUGCUCCUCAGUAACACUGGAUAAAGACCCUCCCCCUGAUUUCCAUAUAUAUUCUCAGGAUGAAAAACAACAGGAGUCAGACCUGGCAAGUGAGACUGAUCCAGCUUCUCCAGCUCUUUCAAACAAAGGCCUCAACACAGACAAUGAGAGAAAUACAGAGAGCGAUAAGUAUGAAAAUGAAAAUGAAGAAAGUCAACAUAUCAAAGAGGAGAUUGGAGAAACCAAUGGGCUGGAGGAGGAAACCCAGGAUGAUGAAAGGUUAGCAUUUGGUAGCUCAAUUGGCCCCUUUGUAACCAGAGAGGGGGAUGACUAUAGUAAUUUACUAAGUGGAUACACAAGCACCCUUUAUGAUGUUGCCAUGGAUGCUGUCACCCAGAGCCUUUUGUCAUCUAUGAGGAGUAAUCCCAACCCAAGAAAAAAAUCUCCGGCAUGGAAUCACUUCUGUAUAUCACCCCGAGACAGUACCAAAGCAAUCUGUUUAUACUGUAUGAAAGAAUUCAGCCGGGGAAAGAAUGAGAAAGACCUCAGUACAAGUUGUUUAAUGAGGCACGUUCGAAGGGCUCACCCCACUGUGCUUUUACAAGAAGGAGAUGCAUCCUCAAAUAGUCUGAAUAGCUCUUUUGCCUCAUCUUUGAUACCUCCCUCCCCAAACUCACCAAAAAAUGGAGACUUGACUAAUAGCAUUAUUUCUUCUGCCUCAAAGAACACUUCACCGUCCACCUCCUCAGCUGAAAAUUCAGAUCUGUCAUCCAAAGAAGUGUUACCCAAAGUUGAACCAAAACUAGAACUAUAUGCCAACACAGACACUCUCUGCAGCGCACUCUCAGCAUCACAUUCCAACGAUAACAUCCUCGAAGACAUGUCAGAUGGGGGGCCAGAACGCCUUCCAGGGACCCCUAAAAGCUCCAGUUCCCGUCGGAGAUCAGCUGUAUGGAAACACUUCUACCUGUCACCUGCUGACAAUUCCAAAGCAGUUUGCAUUCAUUGCAUGAAUGAAUUCAGUAGGGGUAAAAACGGCAAGGAUCUAGGGACGAGCUGUCUGAUUCGUCAUAUGUGGAGAGCCCACAAAGAGGUUGUUAUUGAGGAAAAUGGGCAGGGCAAUCACAUUCCCCCACCUUAUUCAAACCCACCCUCACUGUUGUCCCGAACACAGCUACAGGAUCCCCUCGAAUUCAAAAAAGAAUCACCUCUUCUACCAUCCUCCCCAGAAACCAUAUCUGAUGAAUUACCCCAAAGCAUCGAGGAAAGCAUGGAUGUUAUAGAAGAAUCUGAUGAGGCAAUGCAUCUCUCAGGGCAAGAGUCUUCUGUCAAUCUUUCCUUCAAAAUUCAAGGGGAUGACACACCCCUAACCUCCUCACCAUGUGACCUCUCUGAGAGCCCCAGCCUAAAUCAGAAUCACUCAGUUUUCCAGCAAAACAAGAAGAUCAUGAAACGGGUGAAAUCUGAAGUGUGGCAUCAUUUCAUAGUGUCACCAGUUGACCAGUUAAAAGCACUGUGCCGUUACUGUCCGUGUGUCAUCAGUCGGGGAAAACGGGGUGACUUCGGUACAAGCUGUCUGAUGAGGCAUCUUAUGAGACGCCACCCAGACGUUCUCAAAAACCAAAAAAGCACAGAUGAGAAGGAACCCUCCCCUCAUCCCUACGCCGGUCUCACAGCAACAGAUGCAGUUUCAACCAAAGAAACUGAGAGCCCUGCUGAUGAGAAAAAGCCACAAAUUUUGCCUGUUUUCAGCAAAAAGACAUCAAAACUGUGGAACCAUUUUUCCAUUUCCCCUGCUGACCCCACAAAGGUGGUUUGUUUGCACUGUAGCCGCACAAUUAGCAGAGGCAAAAAGACUACGAACCUCGGGACAAGCUGCCUCUUCAGGCACAUGCAGAGGUUUCACGGACAUGUUCUUGAAAGUAACAAUACUAUCUCAGGUGAUGUGCCAUCUGCUGGAAUUCAAGUGAAACAAGAGCUCAUGGACACAUCUGUGUAUGAAACGGAACAGAACCCCGUGAGGUUUGACGAAUACCACCCGGUUGCCAAAAAAAUCACCAAACUUAUUGCAGAAAUGCUAGCACUGGAUCUUCAGCCAUCAGCCAUGGUGGAGAAUGCUGGACUUAAUAGACUACUAGAGUACCUCCAGCCACAGUAUUCUCUACCACCCUCUUCAUACUUUACCAGCACUGCCAUACCAGAUAUGUACGAAAGAGUCAAAGAUGUGGUGCUGACCCACCUGAAAGAGGCAGAGGGUGGUGUAGUCCACUUCACGACUAGUAUUUGGGUCAGUAGCCAGACCAGAGAAUAUUUGACCCUUACCGCCCACUGGGCGACAUACGAGUCAAGUGUCAGACCCCAGGGACAGGACUUUCACUGUUCAGCUCUCCUAAGUGUCUCACAAAUAGACUGUGAUCAUGAUAUGCAUAACAUCCCAAAGCAGCUUGAAUAUCUGUGGGAUUCUUGGAUCACCUCAUCAGGGCUGAAGAAGGGGUUCACCGUAACUGAUAACAACACUGUCAGAAACACCUUAGAGGACCAUGGCCAUGUCACCAUGCAGUGUUUUGGACAUACUUUAGACCUCAUUGUAAGCGAAGCCAUAAAGAGCCAGAGAAUGGUUCAGAACCUCCUGAGUAUUGCGCGAAAGAUCUGUGAACGUGUACACCGCUCAGCAGCGGCCAAGGAGAAACUGGCUGAGCUCCAGAAGGUCCACCAGCUGCCGGAGAACCAACUUAUCCAGGAUGUUCCUUCGAAAUGGAGAACCUCCUUUUUCAUGCUGGAGCGGCUGGUAGAACAGAAGAAAGCCAUCGAUGAGAUGUCGAUCGAGUGCAACUUCAGGGAAAUAAUCAGCUGUGACCAGUGGGAGGUGAUGCUGUCAGUCUGCAAUGCACUGAAACCUUUCGAAGUCGCCUACACAGAGAUGAGUAACCGCACUGCCACUCUGGGACAAGUGAUACCACUCAUUCACAUCCUCAACAGAAAGAUAGACCUGCUGUUUGAUGAGACUGUGGGCAUAGACAACAUGCUCAAGUCCUUGAAAGAAGCCAUGGUGAGCAAAAUAUCUGCGACUCUGCAUGACCCGCGAUACACCUGGGCUACCAUGCUGGACCCACGAUACAAGACGUCGUUGUUCACAGAAGAGGAAGCCGAGCGGUGUAAACAAGAUCUUAUCCAGGAGCUGGACUCAUCAUCUUCUACCUCAGUGGCAGUUGAGCCUUCUCUGCCCAAUGGCUGCAAUGAGGCCACAGUGUCAACCGACAGCCCCAACUCGAACCAGGACAACCUCUGGUCCUUAAUGGCUGAUAUCCGGCAAAAGAUAAAACACGAGGAAAAGCCAAAGUCCUCAGAGCUGGCAGUGCUGGAAUACCUUGAGGAAGAUAUACUUGAUCAAAGCUGUGACCCCCUUGACUAUUGGAACCUUAAAAAGUUCCUGUGGCCUGAUCUUGCCAAAGUAGCUGCCCGUUAUGUGGGCUGCCCUCCCAGCAUCGUCCCAGCAGAGACACUGUUCAGCACAGCUAGUGUGAAUUGUGCCCUAAAUCAGCCAAGGCCUUUGUUGGAAAAUAUGGAGGGUCUGCUGUUCCUCAAGGUUAACCUCCCUCUGAUUUAUUUUCAGUACUGAUUACUGUUGAGCAUUAACUUGAAAACCCUUUAUCAAGGACCAAGUUGCAUAGCUGUGAAAGGGGUUGUUGAGCAAAUGUAAAAUUUCAAUUUAUACACUGAUUAUUCUCGAGGCCAGAUUUUGACUUUUGUUGUACUACUGUUAAAACACUUUGGAGCUGUUGUGAUGAAAAGUCUCAGUCAAAAGUGUAUCAGGGAGGGAGGGUUUUUUCUAGCUGUAGGGGUUUGUUGAUAAUGUGUUUGCUUGUAAAUUGAUGUUUUCAUUUUCUGUGUCUACUCUCUCCUUGUGCCUUAUCCAAAACUACUUCAGGUCAAAAUGCUGUAAAUAUUUUGUUAAAAUUGCGCAAAUCACUUCAGGAUGCUUUUUUAAUAAUGAUGUAUUAAAGAUAGAUACAGAGUUGUUUUCUGGACGAAAACAUGGCCCAAAAAUAAAUGCUGUGACUGAAAGAUGUUUUUAAGUUAAUGUUAUUUAAUUCUCGUUGUGAUUUUGUGGCUCAUGGUACUGUCAUUUAGAAAUAGACCUUUUUUUACUGGCGGAAAUGUUUUUACUAAGGUCAUGUAUGGUAUUGCUGUAUUUUCAGAAUAAGCCGUUUUGUUUGGGAAAUAAAAUUUGUCUUUUAAGCACAAUUUAAGUUUAUGUCCAGGGGGUUUAAAUUAUGGGUUUAUUAUCGAGUAAAAUGAUGUACUGUACAUUUUUAUUUUAAAUUACUUCUGAACCUAAUUUGAUAAAUGUUUUAGCAUUGAGACUGGAACCAUGCAAAUUUUGUGGUCAUUUGUAAAUAAAGGUUUUCUAAUGCAACAUUA
Xyrichtys novacula (pearly razorfish) is the source of this 7899-nucleotide messenger RNA. The record is from the annotation of a GenBank genome assembly. NCBI's taxonomy places the organism in Eukaryota, Metazoa, Chordata, Actinopteri, Labriformes, Labridae.